CGAACCUUUCCAAUCGCAGUGCAGACCACCAUGUCAAAGAAAUGGCAAGAUAUAGCUCAGGAGAAGCGACAGGCAGUUAAUUCCCUCCUCCCUGAGAAGUGGAAGACCACCAAGCUUAUUCCCCCCGUCUCGGAGCUUCCUGACGUUACUAAUUACGCGGCGACCUUUCUCUCUGAGAAGGAGAGAGAGAUCACCGCACAGUACACGGCGAGCGAGCUGGUAGGCAAGCUUGCCCGCAGAGAGUAUACCGCUGUGCAAGUCGUCGAGGCCUUUUGUCACCGCGCUACGAUCGCGCAUGAGCUGGUCAACUGUAUCAGCGAGGUUCUCUUUUCACAAGCUAUUACCCGAGCCGCAGAGCUCGACGACUAUCUGCGCGCUCACGGUAAGCCUGUUGGUCCUCUACACGGCCUUCCCAUCUCGUUGAAAGAUCAAUUCCGUGUCAAAGAUGCGGAAACAUCGGUGGGCUACGUUGCCUGGCUCGGCAAAAAGGAGACGGAUGAGACCGAGUCUUUUUUGGUGAAGAGGUUAAAGGAGUUAGGUGCCAUUGUCUUUGUUAAGACCAACGUUCCGACAAGUCUCAUGGCCAUCGAGACGAACAACAACAUCAUAGGCUACACGUUGAAUCCUUAUAAUCGUUUGCUUUCUUCUGGCGGCUCAUCAGGAGGAGAAGCUUCUCUGCUGGCUCUGCGAGGCAGUAUCAUCGGACUGGGGAGCGACAUCGGUGCCUCUAUCCGACUUCCCUCUGCUGUCAGCGGCCUGACAGGACUGAAGCCUUCACACGGUCGACUACCGUAUCUUGGUGUUGCCAACAGCAUGGAAGGUCAGGAGACCGUCCCUUCAGUCAUCGGACCCUUGGCCCACAACGUUGCCGACCUCCGUUUCCUGUUCAAGUCCAUAUGCCAAACUCAGCCUUGGCACGAUGACCCUAAAGUCCUACCUCUGCCGUGGCGAGCUGAUGAAGAGGAGAAGGGCAGAGAGUCCAUAAAAGAAGGUGGAUUGACGUUUGGGGUCAUCAAAUGGGAUGGUGUUGUCAUGCCACAUCCCCCUGUACAGCGAGCCAUUCAGGAGACUAUAUCAAAAUUGAAGGCCCAAGGUCACGAGGUUAUUGAAUGGUCUCCGCCUGCGCAUCAAGAAGCAUUCGAAAUCUUAUGGAACACCUUUGCCGCAGAUGGUGGCACCGAUAUCCACGCCACACUCUCACUCUCCGGCGAGGCCCCCGUCCCCCAACUCUCAGCCUCCUUUGGAGAAGUGGCAGGUACUCUCCCUAUCCCCACUAUCAACGAUAUCUGGGCACUACAGCGUCGGAAGUACGAAUACCAAACACGCUACCUAGCUUACUGGAACUCGACCGCCACCUUAACCAAGCCAGGAAGGCCAGUCGACGCCCUAAUCGCCCCGGCAGCGCCGACGGCAUCAUUUCUACCGGGGAAUGGUUUGUAUUUCGGAUACACGGGCGUCUUCAACGUUUUGGAUUUCUCGGUGGUCGUGGUCCCGGUUACGAAAGUCGACAAAAACCGAGAUCCAAAGGUUGACGGGUACGUCCCUGCCGGUGAUUUGGAUACUUUGGUUUGGCAGCAGUGUAUGUAUUUCCCUAACCAAACCAAAGAUGGGGCGUCUUUGCUGAUAUGAAAUGCUAUGUACAGACGAUCCCGAGAUCUUUCACGGUGUGCCGAUUGGCUUGCAGAUCGUAGGAAGAAGGCUCGAGGAGGAAAGGAUACUUGCUAUUUCGGAGGAAGUCGAACGGUGUCUAUCGAAGGAAGAGGUGUCUAAAUAAAUAGUCACAUUAGGAAUUGAAUGAAAG
Molecule: messenger RNA, 1801 nt
Organism: Amorphotheca resinae ATCC 22711
Lineage: Eukaryota; Fungi; Ascomycota; Leotiomycetes; Helotiales; Amorphothecaceae
Exons: 8
Coding region: 31-1629 (532 amino acids)
Source: RefSeq, a predicted model, not a curated record